AUGGCGGCUACUGAAGAAGAUUCGAAUAUGAGCUGUAUACUAUGCGUGGAGCCUGAUAAUGAUGAAAUUGUGUGCUGCGAUAAAUGUGAUGGCUGGUAUCAUUUCUCCUGUGUAGGUGUUACAGAAGCAGUUGCAGAUAUAGAAUGGAUAUGUAAAUCUUGUAUUGCUAUGUCAACUUCAUCGGCUGCAGAAUUACAACAAAGUAAAGAGGUUACAAACAAUAAUCUCGUAUCUUCCGUUUUAUACGUGCCGUCUAAUAACAAUAAAGAAAAUACUGCAAGAGUGUCCAAGGAUGAUGUUGGUAGAAGGCUGUCAGUCUCUUCAAAGAACUCCAUGAAAGCAAAACGUUUGUCAGAAGAGAUGAAACUACUAGAAGAAGAAGAACGAUUAUUACUGCAAAAGGAGACAAUUCUGAAUAAAAAGAAAGAGUUGCUGAAACAAAUGGAGAAUGGUAGCGACGACGAGGAGUAUAAUCAACACCAUGACUGGUUGCCUGGAGUCGUUCCUGAGGUAUCUACGAAAAUACACCACAACCCCAUAUCUACCAAACUUACACGUGAACAGAUUGCCUCUAGACAAAGUUUUGCAAGAGACUUGGAAAAAUUUAAUGAUAACCCAGAGGACUGGCCUCUAUUUUUUGCAACGUACCAACAAACAACAGAGAUAUGUGGAUUUAGUGAUAGCGAGAAUUUGUUACGUCUUAGAAAUUCUUUGGAAGGUGAUGCAUUAAAAGCUGUACGGAAUUUGCUAUUUCAUGCUUCCUGCGUACCGCAAAUUAUAGAGACCAUAAGAAUUAAAUUUGGCAGGCCAGAAAUAGUCCUUAACAUUCUUCUGAAACGUGUAAGAGAGUUGUCGCCUAUUAAAGAAAAUAAAUUAGAGUCCCUGGUUGAUUUCGCUUUAGAGGUUCAAAAUGUAAUCGCCACAAUGAAAUCAGCUAAUUUGAAGGACUAUUUAAACAAUCCGGAAAUUGAACAGGAACUGGUUCUUAAUCUUCCCGGAAUUAUUGCAGCCUUUUGGGGAAUGCAUAAGCUCUCUCUAUCUUCGUGUAACCUUGAAAAUUUUGGUUCGUGGCUUUUCCAGUUGGCCCAAGGCGCAAACAGUGUUAUAGUACCAGAACGUUACGGUGGUAAACCCACUAAACGUGGAAACGUUAAUACACAUUUUGAGAAUGAGAACGAGACAAAUUGUAUAGCAUGUGGUAACGCAUGUGACAACCUACCUUCAUGCCAAAGUUUCAAAAACCUUAGUAGGUCGAAGAAAUGGGAAUUAGUACGCACAUACAGGUUGUGUCGAAGAUGCCUAACACCCCAUUAUCUUGCAGAAUGCCAAUCUACUCAGCUAUGCGGUAUAAAUGGUUGUCAAUAUUUACAUCAUCCCCUUCUCCAUAAGAAUACACUAGGGAUUUGUAAUAUUGUUAGAAAACCAGAAAAUGCGGUACUGUUUCGUAUUGUUCCAGUUAUAUUGUAUGGGAACGGUACUCAAAUAAAAACAUAUGCCUUUUUCGAUGAUGGUUCAUCACUUACAUUAAUGGAAGACAGCUUACUUCGAGAUCUAAAUUUGAAGGGAACACCUAGUCCCCUAUGCUUAAAAUGGACAGGUGACACUCAUCGAUAUGAGGAGGACUCUGAAGUGCUUAAUCUAAAAAUAGCGGGCGACCCUUAUAAAAAAGCUCUUGACUUAAACAAUGUACAUACCGUAAAGAGCCUAGAUCUACCAAAGCAAAGCCUUGAUGUUGCCGAACUCAAGAUGCAAUAUAGUUAUUUGAAAGAUAUUCCACUAUCGUCAUAUGUUGAUGAAGAAUCUAAACUUCUAAUUGGUUUGAAUAACAGUUGGUUGGGUGCAAGCAUGAAAAUACGUGAACGAAACGUGUGCGAACCAGUUGCUGAAAAAACUCGUCUCGGAUGGUCAGUGAAGGGUCCAUGUACAUUUAAACUUGAUACUGUCGGACUCAAUGCAUUCCACACUUGUACUGAUGCUAAUGAAUGCGAAGAAUUGCUACGAACCGUAAAGCGAUAUAUUUUGCUUGAUAAUAUGGAUGUAGCCAAAAAUAGCCAAAAUACCUUAUCGGCGGAAGAUGUAAAAGGUUUAAAUUUGUUAAAAAAGAAUACACGAAAGUUGGGUGACCGUUAUGAGACAAGAUUGCUGUGGAAACAACCGAGAAUAGCACCUCCUGAUAGUUUUCCCAUGGCAAAGAGGAGAGCUUUAUGCCUUUCUUCGAAGUUGGCGAAAGAUCCACAGUUGUAUGCAGCUAUGGAAGAGAAAAUUUUAGAGUACCUGUGUAAAGGUUAUGCUGUUCCACUGCCAAACAAGGCCCGGUCAAAAAACAGUUGGUACUUACCAAUUUUUCCUGUCGUUAACCCCAGUAAACCAGCAAAACUACGCAUUGUGUGGGAUGCAGCUGCCAAAGUGAAUGGAGUUUCGCUCAACUCAAUGCUAAUGAAGGGUCCAGACUUUACUUCUCCUUUAGUCGACGUCCUAAGAAGAUUUCGUCAACACCGUUUUGCUAUAAGUGGUGAUAUUAAAGAGAUGUACCAUCAGGUAAAAAUACACAAAAUAGACCAAAACUAUCAGCGUUUUUUAUGGUAUGAAAAAGGAAAAGCGGAGCCCAACGAAUGUGCUCUCACAGUUAUGACCUUUGGAGCAACUUGCUCGCCAAGCGCUGCCCAAUUCGUAAAAAACCUUAACGCAGAAGAAUUUCGUACUACUUACUCUAGGGCGGUGGAAGCUAUCGUUCACAACCACUACGUUGAUGAUCUACUUGACGGCACAGAUACAGAAAAAGAUGUUGUACAAUUGGCAAAAGAUGUCCGUUUCAUACACGCUCAGGGAGGUUUUACCAUUAGAAAUUGGCGAUCGAACUCGAAAAAUGUUUUACAAGCCUUAAACGCAGAACCAGAUGAUUUAAACUUAGAUGUAGAUAAAGCUAUGGGCUAG
Messenger RNA from Lucilia sericata (common green bottle fly), 2934 nucleotides. RefSeq lists its product as uncharacterized. Lineage: Eukaryota; Metazoa; Arthropoda; Insecta; Diptera; Calliphoridae. The transcript is spliced from 2 exons. The record is from RefSeq and is a predicted model, not a curated record. The coding region runs from base 1 to 2934 and encodes 977 amino acids.